Molecule: messenger RNA, 1029 nt
Organism: Oppiella nova
Lineage: Eukaryota; Metazoa; Arthropoda; Arachnida; Sarcoptiformes; Oppiidae
Source: the annotation of a GenBank genome assembly
AUGAAUCAUUCAAUAGUUUUCUUAUUACUUCUUAUAACUAUCACUGCAUUCAAACAGACACAUGGAUCACAUUUGCGAUCUCAACCCGAAUCGACAAACAAUGGACACUCAGCACAGACCCAACAGCCGGUGCUCUCGAAACCUCUUUAUGACACACUGGUGUCCAUCGAUGAACGGCUGCGACUGUUGGAGGCCUACGACAACACCUAUAAGUUGACACGACUUGACUUCACUUUAGAGCAAUUGUCUCAACGAAUUGUGUCCAUUGAGUCGAAACUUUUGAGACUAGAGAACAGUUUCGACUCGAAAAUGACUAAAAUUGAAGAGAUGUUUGUCUCGAGUGAUAGAAAAUCAGAGUUUAAGACGGAAUCCAUUGCCAGAAAAGUCGAUGACUUGAGCGAUAGGAUUGAGUUAAAGUCUGCACACAUUGAGAUCAAGUUCGAGUCGACACUCAAUAAAAUUGUCGACAAAUUGGACUCAAUUGAGAGACACAUCGACCGGACGGGCGAAGAAGUCUUCGAGAAGUUCUCCAAAUACGACGAAAGACAUACAGUGUUUGAAUCGCACGUCAAGUCACACAUCAUUAACAUCGAGAGUCUUGUGAAGCACUCAUUAGACGCCAAUACCAAAAUCAAAGACAUUGUCACCUAUGACUUCCAGUCGGUUGACAAUAUGGUUCAAACACUGAAAGACUACAAACAGGACCACAAUUCUGUGAUAUCAAUACUCUCGACGGUCGCCAUACAGUUACAGAAUUACACAACACUUCAUACACUACAAGACACGGGCUUUCGAGAUAAUAAUCAUCACAAGAAGUGUGACAAUUGCGGUACAAAUAGCGCCAAUAGUCCGACAAAUGGUCGUUCAUUAGACGACAAUACGACUGCCGGAACCGAUGGCAACGAUAUCCGGGAAGUGUCCUCAACGGUGGAACAGUUGAGACAACAACUGGCUGUCGAUGAAAAACUAACACAACUGGACGUUCACGUGGACUACUAUUCCCGCAAAAUAAUUAACACAAUCCAAGAG